AUGGCAAUUUCCCUCUCCCUCACUCUCCUCCUCUUGGCCGCUCUCGCCGCCGCCGAAUCCCUCUCCCCAUCCCAACCCCCCUCCCCACCUCCCACCGCCGCCGCCGCCGCCGAAUCCCUCUCCCCAUCCCAACCCCCCUCCCCACCUCCCACCGCCGCCGCCGCCGCCGAAUCCCUCUCCCCAUCCCAACCCCCCUCCCCACCUCCCACCGCCGCCGCCGCCGAAUCCCUCUCCCCAUCCCAACCCCCCUCCCCACCUCCCACCGCCGCCGCCGAAUCCCUCUCCCCAUCCCAAUCCCUCUCCCCACCUCCCACCGCCGCCGCAAAUUCCCCCUCUCCGCCGCCAUCUCCGGCGCCGGAGAUCCAAGACAGCCACCUGAAGAACAUCCUGGACGCGCUGGUGGGGACGGGCGACUACGGCGGGUGGGCCAGCCUCCUCUCCUCCGCCAACCCCUCCUCCCUCCCCAUCACCGCCACCCUCUUCGUCCCCUCGAACGCGGCCAUCUCGGGGCUCCUCGCCUCCUCCCCGGCCCGCCUCGACCCGCUCCUCGUCCCGUACCACAUCGUCCCCCAGCGCCUCACCUUCUCCGACCUCCAGGAUCUCCCCAACCGCACCCGCCUCCCCACCCUCCUCCCCUCCAAUUUCAUCGUCGUCACCGACGCUUCUCCGGCGAGGCUCGCCGUCGACGGAUCGGAGAUCACGCAGGGCGACAUCUUCCUCAAUCCGGCCUUCGCGGUGCACGGGGUGGAUAGGGUGCUGAAUUACUCGGUUUUCGGUGGGCCCCUCCAGCCCGAAAGCGAGGGGGCGAGUCUUUUCAGGAGGAAGAGGCUGAGGCCGCUGGGAGUGCCGCCGGCCGCUGCCGCGGUGGGGUCCGGCGGCGCGGGGAGAUCUUGCGGUGGGAUUCAUUUUCUUGUUUUUUGUGUGUUGUUUCUUUGA
Molecule: messenger RNA, 936 nt
Organism: Salvia splendens (bonfire salvia)
Lineage: Eukaryota; Viridiplantae; Streptophyta; Magnoliopsida; Lamiales; Lamiaceae
Product: proline-rich protein 36
Exons: 1
Coding region: 1-936 (311 amino acids)
Source: RefSeq, a predicted model, not a curated record